AUGGAAAACACGGACCCGAGUAAUCUUAACCAGAAAAUUAUGGCAAGUAGCAACAGCCACAUAUCAAUAUCCGACACUGAGUCAACAACGAGUCAGGUGGACUCUUUCCACUCCCCACUCCGUUCUGAAUCACCCCUCCGCUCCGAUGAUCCAUAUCAUCAAACAGAAAAUGUCAAUGUCACUUUUAGUAGUAAGAAAAACAAAACAUCUGAAGCUAUGGAUAAAUACUAUGCUGUUCCAUCGCCGCGAAAUCCUAAUUUAAAGGCGGAGUCUCCGGUUUCUGGGGGCAAAGAAUGGAAGCCACGGCCCCAUUCUGAGAAAUACACGUCGGAGAAUCUUGAUUUGUCAUCCAUGCCUGUGGUUGCCAGUGGGAAGGGUCAGCGGCCGUAUCUGCUGCAGUCCGAGGAUCUUGAUUUUCAGGCGAAGACUGGGCUGGGGAUGUCUCAGGUGGUUGUUUAUAACAGGUCGGUGAAAGAGGGGUCGUCGCCGGGUGUGACUAAGGUGGGGCCAGUGGGGGGUGAUAUUGGUGAGGUGGAGGAGGGUAAUGGCUCUCGUGCGGAGGAGGUGGGCAGAGAGAGUCAGCCAAGGGCGGUGGGAUCAACAUGGAGGAGGUCGAGAAGGGAGGUGAAUUUGAAAAGGGUGGCUUUGGGGUUUAGAGCAUUUGAAGUGAUAGUGUGUUUGAUCUCGUUUUCAGUUAUGGCAGCUGAUAAAACUAAAGGGUGGAGUGGUGAUUCCUUUGAUCACUACAAAGAGUACAGGUAUUCUUUAACCAUGAAUGUUAUUGGUUUUGUAUAUUCUGGAUUUCAAGCAUGUGAUCUAGCCUAUCAUUUGGUCACGGGAAAAUAUGUAAUCACUCACCAGCUACGAUACCAUUUUGAUUUCUCAAUGGAUCAGAUUCUGGCUUAUUUGCUUAUGUCAGCAUCUUCUUCAGCAGCUACAAGAGUGGACGACUGGACAUCUAACUGGGGUAAAGAUGAGUUCACAUUGAUGGCCAGUGCAUCUAUAGCGAUGUCCUUCCUGGCUUUUAUUGCUUUUGCCAUAAGCUCUCUCAUAUCUGGUUACAACCUUUGUUAUCACGGUUCAACUUGA
This is a messenger RNA of Fraxinus pennsylvanica, 1089 nucleotides long. The record is from the annotation of a GenBank genome assembly. Lineage: Eukaryota; Viridiplantae; Streptophyta; Magnoliopsida; Lamiales; Oleaceae.